This is a messenger RNA of Maylandia zebra (zebra mbuna), 3873 nucleotides long. RefSeq names its product Ras-related and estrogen-regulated growth inhibitor-like protein. Lineage: Eukaryota; Metazoa; Chordata; Actinopteri; Cichliformes; Cichlidae. The record is from RefSeq and is a predicted model, not a curated record. Gene Ontology annotation, molecular function: GTPase activity; GTP binding.
UUCAGUAUUUGACUCACAUCCUGCUGAGGUCUCAGCUGUUGUUUAUUCUUUCAUUCAAGCUUUAUGACGCGAUUUGUUUUCUAAUCACUUCAUGUCGCUGUCUUCUCUUUCUUUAAUAAUUAUAUGUCAAAACUGUCGUGUCCAAACGGAUCCCAGUCACACGUCUGUGGAACCAAUGAGCCGGUUCAUGUUUCCCCUGGUGUUGGUUGGGGAACGCUGACUCGUUUCUUUGUGUGCGCAGUUCGAUGUCAUGCACAUACCUGUGUUCAAACUUUAUUGUGAAAGUCUGUGUUUAUGUUCCCUUUUUUUAGGAAUUUGAAAUAAUUUUACUUUGAUGACUCAUCGAAAAAAUAAAAAUCUACUGAAAAAGAGAAACGGGAAUCAGAACAAGAAUUCAAAUCUAAACGUGGAUUCUUCUUCGGCUGUACAUUUUAUCAAAGAAAAUGUUGGGCUGUGUUUUAAAAAAUACCAUUAAAUAUUUUUUUCACGUGACUGUAAAUCACAUCUUUACUCGGAACACAAAUUCCUUUGUGCUUGCAUCAGGAGGCCGUGAAAGUCUGCCAAAUGCACCAUCCGCUGUGGAAACCCCGUGAGACUUUGAUCGUUGUCUUAUUGAAAUUUCUCGGUAGGCUGAAAAUCGUGCGGUGGGACAAACCGCGUUUAAACCAAAUGAUUAAGUGUAAACUUUUAGGUACACGAGGACUUCGAGAGUCUUAGAGUCGACGAUACAAAGGUCACAUAUUUGUCUGCAUGAUUUAUACACCAAAUAUGGCCCCGAGGGAUCCAGUAAUGAAUAAAGAUCAGAUAACUUGGUCUAAAUUUGUUGGAAAUGAAAUGAAAUUUGAUAUCAAAUUAAAUGAUUUGUUGAGGAAAAUAAUAAUCAGUUAAGUUCUGCGGCUGCUGAAGAAAAACAGGAAGAAUAAGGUUGUUCAGCUGGGAGCCAGCAGGUGGAGCCAAAGAGGCGCAGAAACGAAGCUCGUCGUUUAAUCGACGCGCUCUGCAGCACAUAGUCUUUCCCCACUGAGACGAACCCAGCUGCACAAAUCUGCAGAUUUUCACACGAUGCAAAAAUGUCCCAAUAACUGAAAAAUGAGACAGAGACACGCCCUCAAUGUCCCCUCACUUCAAAACAGGUCAGAUGGUAUAAAAGCAGAAAGGUUGUAAACAACAGAGAAAGGUCAUUAUAUCACCACCACCCCACUCCCACCCCCACCCACCAAUCAGAGUGGUGCAAAAAUGUCCUAAAAUGUACCCACAAUUAGUGAAAGCCCUGAAAUACCCUCAAAAAGACACCGACACAAGCACGUACACAAAGAUGCUCAUAUCUGCCUCCAUAUCUGCCUCGUUACUGCUGUAAUAAGACUCCAGAUAAGACCCUCCACCAAGCACGGGCUGCAGUCAGACUGGGCUGUGACUCACAGCUCCGAAGCCCCGCCCACACGGAGUACAUAAGCCGGCGAUCUGAAGCGGCGCCUCCAGAUCUUUGGCAUCUAUUGUCAGCAAACCUGAACUGAUUCCUGAUGGUGGUACAGGAGAAAAGUCGUAUGGAGGCGAUGGAGGGAAACCAGCAGAGGGUGGAGGUGAACAUCCUGCUGCUCGGAGCUCACAAUGUCGGCAAGUCCGCUCUCACCGUCAGAUUUUUGACCAGGAGAUUCAUCAGCGAGUACGGCGACAUCGAGUCAGUUUACAGCCGAGUUGACAGAAUUGAUGGGCAGGAGAUCUGCUUCAACAUCUGGGACUCUCAGUAUGCACAGCCCGGAGAGAAGAGUUCCUCCGUCAGCGACAAACAGCUGCAGUGGGCUGACGGGAUGAUCCUCGUCUACAACAUGUGUGAUCGCAGCAGCUUCGACAUUGUCCAGCAGCAGCUGCAGCAGAUACGUCGAAGCAGGAAGCCGUCCUCUGUCCCCAUCAUCAUCGUGGCAAACAAACGCGACCUGCAGCGGCACCGCAGCGUCUCUGGCGAGGAGGGAAGGUUGCUCGCCCUGUCCCAACAGUGUGGCUUCUUCGAGGUGUCCGCGGCGGAGACGUACCACGGCGUCCUGCUGGUGUUUCACCGCCUGGUCGACCUCGUGAAAGAGACACGAGCUAUAAGAAAAAGCAUGGCCGGCGUCCGAGGGAUCGUCAGGAGCGUGUCUGCAGUGUUUGCAAAGAAACGGGCGGAGUAGACUCAACAUGCAAAGGUUGUUUUUGCUCAUUCUGAUGAGAUGAAAACGUCAGGGCGAGAAUUUCCUGUCAGAUGCCUCCUGAGUGAAGUCAAAGGUCAGAUACGAGACGGGCUGAGGAGGUUGAGAGAACGAUUCUUUAUUGGAAGGUCGACGGUAAAGCUGGUCAGAGAAAAGUUGUUUCAGAAUAAAGAGGGGCAGCUGGAGCUGAAGACCUUUAGCUCAGCUAGCAGAGAGGCGAUGAAUAUCUCGGCACUUAUCAGACACUGACACAAAGUUUCUUCCUCAGAGGAUGAAUCCUAAUUACACAGGUGGUCCUCUGACUUUUCCAUUAGCCGCACAGGCAGGAUGCUCUUCCAUCCGAUGAGCUGACGAACUCUUUCAGCACCGAAGAGCGUGAACCCGACUGACUUCAGUCACGUAACCUCCUCUGAUUAAAUUCUGGUAACCAUUCUAUCGAACCAAUAGUGUUGUAAUAGGGCCGACAUUAUGUGCUCCAUUCUUUGGUUUGUGACCAAACGUGCAAAAACACUGACUGUAGCAUUAGCCUUGUGUAUAGUCUUUAGCAUGCUAAGGUAGCAAGCAUGCACUAAAUUUGCAUUGUUUCAGAAAAUAUUUUAAAAGCUCAACAAAUUCUCGAGUUCCCCUUGAAACAUCUGAAAUCAUCAGGACUCUGCAGCCUGGUGGGAAUGUCGGAAAGUUUUGUGUGUCAGACGGACGUCUUUAAUUCAUCAGCUACUUACAUUUCUGUUGGAUUAAAAAACUGGUUUAGAUGUGAACUCGCUCACUGACUGACGAUCAGCGUUUUUUCUGGCUGUGAUUUCAAACAGGUUAUCAGGUUCUCCAGACACUAAACUUACACCAUCAUGGACCUGCAGGAAUGCUGGGUUCAGUCUGUUUUUAGCUCCUGGAUGAACGAGUGGCCCGCUGUCAGCUGACCCAGCUAUCUGGGAUAUAUGAGAACAAAAGAACCUAUCUGUACUGUAAAAUGAAUGUUUCUUUUUGUACAUAAAUCUAUUUAUUCAUAUCAGUGUUGUACAGAAAUUUUUCCCCCUGAAAUUCAAACCUGAAUAAACAACAUGAACCAAAGUCACUGUUCAGUCCUCUGAGGUUUGACGAAGCUUUUAUUUGAACUUGUGGCUCAGUCAGAAACACUUUCAGAUCAUCGUUUACAUAAGUGGUUUCAUACAGACAAGAGUGACAACCAUAAAACCAAUGAUAACUUCUAAAUUAUCAAAACUAUAUUAAUUAAAAGAGAUUAAAUGAGUUUCAGCAAAUUUCUGUCCAAAUAAAACGGGUCACUUCCUGACAGGUUUGAACGUGAAAUAUUUCAAAGUGCUCGAUAUUUUGGACAAUUACAACCACCGCUGAUCACUUUGACUAGAUUCUGCUGCAUCUGUCUUUUUUACAUAAUAAAGUUCAGAACUUGGCGAACAUUCGUCUACCCAACAAGUCUUGGUAUCAAACCCAUCCACACAUCUCCAACCAACAACACAGAGCCUUCAUCACUACUUUUGUUAAGGUUCAAAAUUGAGGAAGGAGAGUACAAACCACCCUUGGUCCAGAAGCUCUUGGUCAAACAAUGAUUUUUAAUGAACACACGUGUGGGAAGAAUAAUCUGUACACAGACAGGAAUUAAUCUUCGACUUAAUCAGAGCAUACACAGAUAUUUUAUAGCAUCAGGGUUUGAUUUACUGACGCCCCUUCAUGC